AUCGCCGCCGAUUUCCCCUUCCCUCCCCCCUCCUCUUAAACUCGGCGCGGUGCGCCUCGGCCAAGGGCGCAACCAUGAAGAAGCAAUUCAACCGCAUGCGGCAGCUCGCCAACCAGACAGUAGGCAGGGCUGAAAAAACAGAAGUUUUGAGUGAAGACCUCUUGCAGGUGGAGAAGCGCUUGGAGCUGGUGAAGCAAGUCUCCCACAGCACACACAAAAAGCUGACAGCAUGUCUGCAGGGGCAGCAAGGAUCAGAUUCUGACAAGCGCUCGAAGAAAUUACCCUUGACGUCACUUGCCCAGUGCUUGAUGGAAGGUUCUGCCAUUCUAGGGGACGACUCCCUGCUUGGGAAGAUGCUGAAGUUAAGUGGGGAAGCAGAGGACAAGCUAGCCCAAGAGCUCAUCCACUUUGAGUUGCAAGUUGAAAGGGACGUGAUUGAACCUCUGUUUGUGUUGGCUGAGGUAGAAAUCCCAAAUAUUCAAAAACAAAGGAAGCAUUUAGCAAAAUUAGUUCUGGACAUGGAUUCUUCGAAAACAAGGUGGCAGCAAUCAGCCAAGUCAUCGGGUUUGUCAAGCAACUUGCAGUCUUCGGGUGCCAAAGUGGAUGCUCUCAGGGAAGAGAUGGAGGAAGCAGCAAACAGAGUGGAGAUUUGCAGGGAUCAGCUCUCAGCUGACAUGUACAAUUUUGUGGCCAAAGAGAUAGACUAUGCAAAUUAUUUUCAGACUUUAAUAGAAGUGCAGGCUGAGUACCACAGAAAGUCAUUAGCACUUUUACAGAAUGUGUUGCCUCAGAUUAAAGCGCAGCAAGAAGCUUGGAUUGAAAAACCCUCCUUUGGGAAACCCCUGGAGGAGCACCUGACAGUCAGUGGCCGAGAGAUCGCCUUCCCCAUUGAAGCAUGUGUCACCAUGCUCCUAGAAUGUGGCAUGCAGGAGGAGGGCUUGUUCCGGGUGGCUCCCUCAGCCUCCAAGCUCAAGAAGCUUAAGGCAGCCCUUGACUGCUGUGUUGUGGAUGUUCAGGAAUACUCGGCAGAUCCCCAUGCCAUUGCAGGGGCACUGAAGUCCUAUCUCCGGGAGCUGCCUGAACCACUCAUGACAUUUGAACUCUAUGAAGAAUGGAUUCAAGCAUCCAACAUUCAGGACCAAGACAAGAGAAUACAAGCCCUUUGGAAUUCCCUGGAGAAAUUGCCCAAGGCCAGCUUCAACAAUCUAAGAUAUUUGAUCAAAUUCCUUGCAAAGUUAACAGAAUAUCAAGAUGCCAACAAAAUGACACCAAGCAACAUAGCAAUUGUUCUGGGGCCCAACCUUCUGUGGCCUCAGACAGAAGGAAACAUUACAGAGAUGAUGGCAACUGUCUCCCUGCAGAUAGUUGCAAUUAUUGAGCCCCUCAUUCAGCAUGCAGAUUGGUUCUUCCCAGGAGAUAUUGAAUUCAACUUGACCGGGAAUUAUGGAAGUCCUGUGCACGUGAACCAUAACGCCAAUUACAAUUCCAUGCCCUCACCUGAUAUGGAUCACGCUGAUCGCAAGCAUCCAGAUCAGACCAGGCGACCUCUCAGUGUGGCUACGGACAACAUGAUGUUGGAAUUCUACAAGAAAGAUGGCCUUAGGAAAAUCCAAAGCAUGGGCGUCCGGGUGAUGGACACCUCUUGGGUGGCUCGCAGAGGCACCUCCAUAGUUCGUAAGGCAUCCUCCACCCCUCCUGCCAUGCAGCCCCCUGCUCCGCCUUCUGAUCUUGCUGCUACUCCUCAGUCACCAAUUCCUGAGCAAUCUCUUGACAUUUCAGCUACUCCCUCCCUUACUCCAACUAGCUUCGGUUUCCCAUCAGGGACUGAACGGGCAAGCACAGAUGGUGUGUCGUCUAGUUGGUUGGAUUCCUGUUACAUCUACCCAUCCCCUGAGGAUGAAAAGCCUCCCCCGUACCCCUACUACCCGUCCUUCCACCACUUCCACUCCAAGAUUGGCCCAUGCACUAGGCCUGAGCCUCCCUUGCCACUGUAUCGGUGGUCAGGAUACAGCCAAACUCUGCCCCCUGCUUCUGUCUCCUCCUCCUCUUCCUCUCCCUCCCCUCAGCAACUAGACAUUAACUCUAACCCCAAACCAUAUUUCUUGCACCUCCCUAAGCAGAGCUCCCUCACAGAGAUGCAUGGUCCUGAGACUAACCCCUCCUCUAUUCACGUGAAAACUUCCCUUACCUUAUCCAAACCCGAUCCUCCUGGCACUCUUUACAGCCCCCGUAUGUCAGUCUCUCCCCCCUGGGUCAGCUGCACCUGUGCCAGAGACAGAGGAGCCGGGCUCACUAGCACGGUAAAAACUAAAGAGCUUUCCCCUGUGUCUGGGCAGAAAGGCAGCCCGGCUUGUGGUCAUUUGACGGCGUGUGGGACUGCACAACAGCCACUUGGUCUCACGCAGCAACUGUCUACAGAGCAGAGCCCACACACUCUGCGGAAAGUUUCAAAGAAGCUGGCCCCAAUCCCUGCAAAGGUUCCUUAUGUCCAGUCAGGCAGCAUGUCCGACCAGUCCCCAGGGCAGCCGUCCCCCGCCAGCCUUUCUCCCACCCCACCGAGCACCCCUUCUCCUUAUGGACUAAGUUACCCACAAGGCUACUCCUUGGGCUCAGGCCCACUCUCCCCAGCUGCUGCUCCUUCUCUGGCUUCUCCUCCUUCCCUGACAAGCACUUUAAGUAAAUCACGGCCCACCCCCAAGCCACGACAGAGGCCCACGCUGCCACCUCCACAGCCUCCCACAUCAAACGCAUCUGGCUCCAGUCCACAGUCCGUGGAGCACACCAUACUAGACGGCAUAUCCCCUGGGGAGAGCAUGUCUACAGAUCUUGCCCACCCUGAUAUCCCAUCCAUCCAUGUAGAGGUUGAUGCCACGCUGCACCUGGACCCACUGGGACAAGUCCAGAGGCACCCGGUACCAGGAAAAAUCAAUUCAGAGGAAGAUUCAGAAAGCACCGCCCUAUGACACAAAGUCCCCUGUCCUGUGAUUCGUUCUCUUGUACAUAUCGGUUCCCCAUGAACACUGCUGAAGGAGAUGUUUCCAGAGACCUUGUCGAGGGGUAUCUGAAGGAGUUCUGCUUGUCAGCCACUUGUGGAAGACAGACAGCUCUGGGGGCCUGGUGCUAAGCCUGUCUCUGUGGCAAAGGGCAUUGCUGGUGCAAUUUCCAUUUAAUUUAUUUUUCUCCCAUUUGUUUAGCCUUAUCCAAACUUUGCCUUUUUGACGUGGUGCCUAUUUAUCUCCCUUAAAAACUUUCAGACCCAUCAUGGAAAAUAAGAAGAAAUUCUAGUUACCCUACUUAGGCUUUCCAUGCCAGCAUUGUGUAAGGGACAGGGAUAGGAAGGUGGUACGUUCCUUUCUCACUUGGUACGUUCCAUAGAUGUACCCACUGGUUUUGGCUGGUUGUCCUUUGCAAGCAUGUUUUGUUCCUACCCUUCUCCUUCUGCUUCUUCAGCUGACUGUGCUCUUUCCACCCCCCAAGCUUCCAUCUGUGCUAAUUCACACCCAGGUUCCCUGUAGACUGGCCAAGGAAUGGAAUUCGGUUAUUUUUUGGAGGGGGGGGCAGUGUAGUGUACUCCUGCAUCUUCCCCCAUUAAUUCCUGGAAGCUUGUUUUGAGAAAGACCAGGGAAAUGGGUUAGGGUGGGUUCUGUACACCUAUAAGCCUCCAACAGAAUGGACAUCUGACCAUCUGGAAUCUUUUUACACUCCCUUGGUACCAGUUGGCAGGAUUUGCCCUGCCCCUCUUUUCUUUCCUUCAACACCUCUGACUGGCAGAGGAAGCUUUGUGAAACAUGAGGAAGAGAAACCACUACUGAGAGAUGCCUACUGUUGCUUCAUUUGCCUUUGGCAAGAUGUAGGAGGGAGAGGUAGCUGCAGUGUGGACUGUGUGAUGCCUCCUGUAUGCAUAGAAACAAUUACUUGAUAAGCAAUAAAAGUGCUCCUAACCCUACCCCCUACAAUGUGAUGUUGGAACUGGAAUCUGGCCAGGUGCAGGCCGUGUUCCCCCGUUCUCUGCUGUGUGGCAAGCGAGAAGGAGGCAAAGGACACCAAAAGGAUAGGCCUUAGCAAUAGCUGGAUUACUGCUCCCCCAAGGGUCUGGUACAGGGCUUGACGGAGCCGAGUGAGGCUUUCAGCUGUGCAUGCAAAGACAGAUUUAACCUUUUAUCCUUUUAAAAGAGAUGAGAUAUAUAUAUAUAUCUGUUGAGAUAGAUAUAUAUUUGUAUAUAUAAAGUCUAUAAAUAUAUAUAUUUGGUUUAUUUGGGGCCAUUCCAUCUGAACUGGUGUACAAAUGUACAAUGUAAAUUUAAAUGCGUAUAAUUAUUAUUCCCUGACCCAUACACAAUAUCAUCCGCUCGGAUUUAUGAUAAAUGUCUCCAAACUCAUCUUUCCCAGCAGCAUUUCUGCAGGUCUGGGUGCUCUUGCUUUGCCAUAGGCUGUAAUAAUGUGCAGUUCUUCACCCAGAGGGCAGGGGGCAGGAAAACAAGGCAAAUGUUUACAAGACAAAAUAAAAAUGGUAUUCCAGCUGCUCUCCACCCCACCCACCCCACUUCAGUCUCUUGAUGUAUUUGCUGCUGAAGCAGGCACAUUGCCCAUUGGUGUCUUGUAUUACGAUCUUAAACUACUGGCAAAAUAGACCCGACCUAACCGAAGCACUGAGCAGUUCCUUUCUUAGGGCAGCCUCCUGCUUUCUCCAUUUCUGUCCUCUCCCCUCCCCCACAAUUCAUGGUCUCAUUAAAAUACAAUUAAUGACUUUUGUGGCA
Messenger RNA from Sphaerodactylus townsendi, 4757 nucleotides. RefSeq names its product Rho GTPase activating protein 44 (gene ARHGAP44). NCBI's taxonomy places the organism in Eukaryota, Metazoa, Chordata, Lepidosauria, Squamata, Sphaerodactylidae. Gene Ontology annotation, molecular function: protein binding; GTPase activator activity. Gene Ontology annotation, cellular component: intracellular anatomical structure; presynaptic active zone; dendritic spine. The coding region runs from base 75 to 2963 and encodes 962 amino acids. The transcript is spliced from 22 exons. Gene Ontology annotation, biological process: signal transduction; neurotransmitter receptor transport, endosome to postsynaptic membrane; regulation of dendritic spine morphogenesis. The record is from RefSeq and is a predicted model, not a curated record.